AUGGAUUUUGAAGAACGUUUAGAAACUGCCGAGAGAUCAGAAUCGCCCUCCUUGGUGGGUGCCUCGAUUAGAUCAGCCGAUGAUUCUCCGCAUAGAAACUAUAUUCACCCUGAAAAAUACCAAUCUUCUAGAUCAAAGUCCAAGACUAGACACAGUAAAUUGAACCAAGCCAUAUCGGCUUCGUUAGACGAUUUGAUCAACGAAGGCGCAUUGCUAAACUCCGAUGCUGACUUUGAUGAAUUCUUGGAUAGUGACGGCGGAGUCAAGAAAGAUGCUCAGUAUACUACCAAAAAGAGAGACGACCAAGCCACCAAGAACGAAAUCGAAAAGGCGUUGGAGAGCAAAGAGCCAGUACGCGCAAAGACGGCAAGAACUGCUGUCAACAAGGACAAAUUGGAUCGUGAAAGUGCAAAGAAACCAACUGAUAACUCAAUCGAGUCUUCAGCCGACUCUUUUUCUUCAACCACCGCCACAAAGCCCACGGCUGCUUCGCAGUUUUAUCAACAAGAGGACUAUUCGACCCCCAAUUUGUCCGAGUAUCAAUUGGACCAGGACAUCAAAGACCACAAGGACUUGUUGAGCCAUGUGCAAUCGUAUGACUUGGAGAAGUUGCCGCGCUCCAACUUGUCUUUGAGGCAGGAGGACGACAACGAGCAGCCACGGUCAAGGCCCUCUGCUAGAUCGAAUCAAACAUUGUCGACGGUGCAGCAGCAAAGAUUAGAGGGCAAUUUGCACACUCCAGUGUUUCACACCGAUAGAGCUAGGUCUAGAUCAAGAUCAGCUAACCCAACUGCAAGAGCUGCCGAUCGCUCGUCUUCUAGAUCAUCUGCAAACUCGUCGAGACCGCACUUGGCCAGAGGUGACUCAUACAAGAAUGUUCAUGGCGAGGAACCUUCGAAAUACGAACUCCCACCAUCAUUCUCCACCAAGGAAGAGCAAUUGAAAGAGGAGGAUGAAGUUGAAAAGAAAGAUGGUGGUGAUGGCAGUGAAAAUGACGGUGGUGAUGGCGAUGGUGAUGAUGAUGAUGAUGACAGACGCACGAGACAUUCUAGACCUACCAUGGGAGAAUCAAUUGCUGCUGCCGAGGCUAAAAAGGCUGCCGAAUUGAAAGCAAUUGACGAGAUCAAAAAGAGAAACCCUGCUUUUGUAUCAGACUUUGAGUCCAACCCAGUCACCAGGGACCCGUCGUUGGUCACCUCCGGUGAUUACACCAACUUUGAAGUUGACUCGCCUUCGACUGAGUUGCCAGCUUCUGACCACUUGUACGCAGCAAGAUCACAAUCGUCGACAAAUUACUUGAGGUCCAUCUCAAGGUCAAGAUCGAGAGCUAGACCACUUAACAAUGCCCAAGAUGAAAAAAAUGAUGCCAACACCGAUUCUUUGAUUGAAGAAGGUGCUCUUGUGACUGAUGACCCAUAUGCGUCGAUUACUCAGUUGGAUACGAUGGUGAACAAUGUUUUGCAAGGUAAAGAAACACCUGGAGUAAAUUUUUUACCGUUGACCGAGGAGACAGAAAAGGAAGUGGAGGCUGAAUCGACAGGAACCGGUAAUAAUUCAGAGAAGAAUCACAAGAAGGAAGAAGAAAGAAAAGAAAAAGAAAAAGAAAAAGAAGAACCCGUUCAAGAGAAAAGUGUGACUGUUAAGCCCAGUACUGAUGCAAAAAAUACAAAACCAUCAAGCGAAAAAAACCCUCCGAAAAAUGCAAGCCAUGCAUCAAGUAAGCCAGAAAGUGAGAAAACCACCUUGGAACUGGAUACUCACGAGAAGCCGAUUGACGAGGAUAUCGAAAGGGCAAAAAUCCAUAGCAAUGAGAAAGACGACUCAAAUACCGACAAUCUCAAAGCAGAGGGUGCGCUAGUCAGCGAUGAUCCGCUAGAGAACGUAGAAAAGGUGGACGAGGCGGAUUUAGAAAAGGAAGGAGUAACCAGCGGCAAGGACGUGUCUCAACAAGAGACCGAAUCAGAAAGAAAGACUGAGACUAACAGCAAAGGGAAAACGCCGAAAUUGGAGCACACUAAGAAGGACCCCAAGGAAAAUUUGUUGGCUGCCUCGGGUGAUGUCGAUGGGCCUGAAGAUCUAGAAAAAAUGGAAGAAGAGGCAGAGGGAGAAAAAGAAAUCAACUUGGAAUCGGCCGAGGAAGCCAAGGGCAAAAUUCCGGCCGACGAAAAAGCCGAGUUGGAAUCGGCCGAGAACAAUGAAAAGGAAAGCGAAUCUGCAGCGGCAAACCACAAAGUCAGGACGACUGAAGUAACCAAGGACGUCAAGUAUGAUUCAGAAGCAACAACACCAAGCAACGACGGCGAUGACGGAGAACAAGAUGACGACUUGGAGAACUUGAACGUUUCGCCUGAAGAAAUCCGUAAACAUCUUGAGUCACUCCCCAUUUACAUCUUUACUUCCCUUGCCGGUGGAAUGCAAAUCAUGCCACGAACCAAUAGAUUGGCUACAAUCUUGCAAGCCAACGGCAUCAAGUUUGAGUACAGAGACUUGGGUACCGAUGAAGCUGCCAAGAAGAUCUGGAAAAGACAAGCUGAAGGCAAGACGCUACCUGGUGUUGUACGUGGUGACGAUUUCAUCGGCAAUUGGCAAGCUAUCGAUGAAGCAAACGAGGAGUACAGGUUGAAGGACUUGCUCUACGAGAAUUUCUAA
Molecule: messenger RNA, 2649 nt
Organism: Lodderomyces beijingensis
Lineage: Eukaryota; Fungi; Ascomycota; Pichiomycetes; Serinales; Debaryomycetaceae
Source: the annotation of a GenBank genome assembly